UGCUUCCUGGAAGGCUGUGUCACGUGGAACCUCUUAGCCUUAACAUCCGUUCCGGAGCGCCAGAAAAGGAAAAAUUUCAAGUCCGAUAGAAUUAUUAUAUAUAUAAACCAUUUCCUUGGAACCUUCAGCCCUCAAGAUCCCAACAUCAUGCCUACAGUUUCAAUACAGUUGAUCUUAGUCCUCACUUCACUGCUGUUGGUGUUGCCUGUUGUUGAAGCAGUGGAGGCUGGAGAUGCCAUCGCUCUGUUAUUGGGUGUAGUUCUAAGCAUCACAGGCAUCUGUGCUUGCUUAGGGGUAUAUGCUCGAAAGAGAAAUGGGCAAAUGUGACUUUGAAGGAUCUCCUGAAUCAAACCUUGCCAUAAAAACCUUUGUGCUGUUGAGACUAAACAUGAGCUUUAGUGUCUGAAGGUUUCCAAGAAACAGUAAAUAGGAGAGUUUCAAAUUCUUUGUUGUUUCCCUUAAAAUGGGAAGAAAUUGAUACAUAAAUGGGAAAAAAAUGUUUUCUUUACAAGUUAUACACUAAAUAAUUCAGCCUAUACUUUAUAUGUGCUGGUUAGAAAGGGGGUCAAAGAAGUAAGAUGGUUGAAAUUUCCAUAAGUAAUUCAUAGUUUCAGGAUUUUCAAAGCGGGUGAGGCAGGAAGAAGGAAGCUUUUGCCCAGAAUCCAAGGAAAUCUCCACUGUUAAGUUAUAGUCACUGCCUCCUGAAUUGUUGAGAAGUCUUUUCUCCUUAUUUUUAUUAUACUUUUGUUUUAUCACUCAAAUUAAUAUGGUAUUUAGAUAUCACAUUUAUCUCUGGAUAAAAAAACAUUUAGAAAGAUGUAUUCAGUAUAUCUAAUAUUGAAAUAGAAAAAAAGAUUUAAUGCAAAAACAAAAUCCUGUAUAUUAACAUUGAAAUGGAGAAGAGAUCUAAUUUGAAAAAGAAACAAACUUUAUAUUAACUGAUUAACAUCUCUAUGAUGAGAAGUACUAUAUUAAAUAUAAACCCAUUGUGUUGUAAGUUGAUGUCUGGUGUCCAUUUUUUGCUUAUUUUGGAUUAUUUUUGUGUGGACUUUCAUACAGAUAAUAAGCUAAGCAGAGAAGCCUUAUCUUAACUGAUCAUACUAGCUUGAAGAGACAAAAUCAGUGAAAAAUGAGAACCAGUCUCAGGCUCCACCCAAAGCAGCUAGAUCAGAAUCUGCAUUUGUUUUUCAAAACCAAAGAUGAUUUGUGUGCACAUUAUAAGUUUAAGAAGACUGCUUUAAUGUGCUUGAGCCCAAGAAUCAUUUCAGGCACUGAGAUGAAACUUACAAAUUCCCAGAUCCCUCUUCUGGUUGUAUAGUUAGUUGUGAGUUGGAGCCUGAAACUAUUUAAGCAGAGACUUCAGUGAUUCACUUGAGUCUGCAAUUUCAGCCAGCAUAAAGUAGUCUGAAGAAGUUAAACGACUUUAUCUACUUCAGGGUUUCAUAGGAAGUAGGCAGGCAGUUUUUUUUAAUUCAUUUUCUAAUCUUUACCUCCCAAGAGGACACUGGGAACCUCAAUUUCAUCAUUAAGAUAGGCAGCAGCAACCUAAAAUCCUGUUCAUGGUGUAUUUCUCCAAGUGUGAGCUGACCUGGCCUUCUUGAAAGAUCUGUUAAAGAGUAUAAGGAGUGAGGGAGGGCCACAUAAUAAAGACAUGGAAAACCAAUGGA
Molecule: messenger RNA, 1667 nt
Organism: Otolemur garnettii (small-eared galago)
Lineage: Eukaryota; Metazoa; Chordata; Mammalia; Primates; Galagidae
Product: small integral membrane protein 30
Exons: 3
Coding region: 148-327 (59 amino acids)
Source: RefSeq, a predicted model, not a curated record